This is a messenger RNA of Ostrinia furnacalis (Asian corn borer), 404 nucleotides long. RefSeq lists its product as uncharacterized. NCBI's taxonomy places the organism in Eukaryota, Metazoa, Arthropoda, Insecta, Lepidoptera, Crambidae. The coding region runs from base 33 to 341 and encodes 102 amino acids. The transcript is spliced from 3 exons. The record is from RefSeq and is a predicted model, not a curated record.
GUAUCGUAUUGUGUAUUUUCGUGUCCAUCAAUAUGCAUUACAUAACGGUUGCGGAAUACGAAUCUCCUGGAACAGUAACUUGCAAAAUACAGGGUCUACGUGCAGAAACUUCUAGAGAGCUGGUUAAUCAUCUCGCAACAAAAAAUAUUAUUUACAGUAGUGAACACGAGCACAAAGCUUUCUUCGAGAUGGACACCCAAGGUGUUGAUGUCUUGAACCUGUUGUGCAACUCUUUCUACAAUUACAGAGUAAUAUGUCAGUCUACCGUUAUUGAAGUGUCCAACAUUGGUGGACGAACAGACAAGGUGCAAAAAACAAUGUGGACUCUCGGGAAGAAGUGAAACUAUCGGAUUAAUAUGCAAUAAAUGUUUAUUAAUAAAAUUACAUUGUCCAAAACAAACUAA